AUGGCGGCUCAAAAAUUAUUGUGGCUGACGACGGUGCUCCUGCGGCUGUGGCUGGGUGCGACGGACCUGUGUUAUGCCCAAUCCACCCUGCUGACCUUCCAAGACCUGCUGCCGGACGACCCGCGGCACUACGACAAGAUGCGCCCGCCCAAGAUCAACGACCAGCCCACCAUCGUCAACUUCCACGUCACCGUCAUGGGCUUGGACUCUAUCGAUGAGAACUCCAUGACCUAUGCUGCGGACAUAUUCUUCGCGCAGACAUGGAAGGACUUCCGGUUGCGGCUGCCUGAAAACAUGACGUCAGAAUACAGGCUGAUCGACCUGGACUGGCUGAAGCACAUGUGGCGGCCGGACUCCUUCUUCAAGAAUGCCAAGUCUGUUACCUUCCAGACCAUGACCAUCCCCAACCAUUACGUGUGGCUGUACAAGGACAAGACAAUCCUGUACAUGGUGAAACUGACGCUGAAGCUGUCGUGCGCCAUGAACUUCCUCAUCUACCCGCACGACACGCAGGAGUGCAAGCUGCAGAUGGAAAGCUGUGAGUACACCUUCAUCAUCAUUAGUUAG
Molecule: messenger RNA, 567 nt
Organism: Ostrinia furnacalis (Asian corn borer)
Lineage: Eukaryota; Metazoa; Arthropoda; Insecta; Lepidoptera; Crambidae
Product: glycine receptor subunit beta-like
Exons: 5
Coding region: 1-567 (188 amino acids)
Biological process (GO): monoatomic ion transmembrane transport
Cellular component (GO): membrane
Molecular function (GO): transmembrane signaling receptor activity; extracellular ligand-gated monoatomic ion channel activity
Source: RefSeq, a predicted model, not a curated record